This is a messenger RNA of Marasmius oreades (fairy-ring Marasmius), 3183 nucleotides long. RefSeq lists its product as uncharacterized. The coding region runs from base 255 to 3077 and encodes 940 amino acids. The record is from RefSeq and is a predicted model, not a curated record. The transcript has 10 exons. Lineage: Eukaryota; Fungi; Basidiomycota; Agaricomycetes; Agaricales; Marasmiaceae.
UGUAGUCGCAAGUUGGCUACACAAUUCCCUUAUAGUCGUCAACUUUACGUGCCAAAUCAGGUCGUUGUUGUCUGUUGGCCGUUGUUCAGUAGCGCGACAUUUUCCGUCGCCCCAUCAGCUUUUUCUUUCUUUUCUGUGCACGUUACCAUGCAACCUUAUUGUCUGGACAAGGAUACUGAAGUCAACAAGGAUCUACUUUCAAUGGACCAUAUAAGGGUGUGCUGGAUAGGCAAGCCUCAGAUAAUCCCUGGUGGAUGACAAUGGAGGCUGGUCAACCAGACCCAUCAGUUUUUUUCAAAACGCUUGCUUCAAAUAUCAAAAGCAACUUAUUAGACGUUGAUUGUGCAUGGCCAUAUGGUUCCCCAUUCCCUCCAAAUAUCUUGAAGGACUACAUGGGGAUAAUUCGUGACACAUUGGUCCUGUUCUUAGCUUAUCACCACCAACUGGGUCUCGCCGCCCGAACGGGUCAACACGAAUUUGCUCAGACUUACGAUCAAUUCGCUGUCCAGUAUCCGACUCUAAAUUAUGCUUUGACGAAGGACAUGAACUUUAGGAAUUUGGCGCGUCAAAUUUUACGAAUUUGCACCGAAUUCGUCAGGCCGCUUUCCAAACCCAUCGCUCAUCUUCAACUCGCUCAUUAUCCUCAACUUCUGGGUGUUUAUCGCGUCCGUUUCUUCGAUACCAUUGAUAAUUGGGUUCGACGGUUCUCACAAGGCUCCCCACCUCGACUAUACAGCACGCCCGUGACUGUAUAUAUGAACACCCCAGUGCUGCCUAAUCUUUCCAACCCUUUACCUAUCCCUCCGAGUCACCACAUAUUCCCCGAAGGAAGGCUUGAGUCGCUGUGGAGAAGGCCAUUAUCAACACCGUCUGGUGCCACGCCUCAACCGCAACCACCCGUCCUUCCAUUCUUUGGUACGGAGGGUGGCUCCCAAUCUUCUCGUAUCUAUGAAAUACCGGCAAUGCGAUCAUCUCCCAAUCCGCACCUCGAGGUCACCCGCGGACAAACAUGGAAUUCGAAUUCACCUCGAGAUAACCCGCCUGAGGCGGCUGGCAUAACGAUACCACCAAGAGCUGGACCAGUCUCUACAACCCCACCACCCCUCGAAAUGGAUCCACGAACAGUUCAAAGGCUAAUCUCAUUAUACGACGAUCUCAUGCGUGCUGUAGAACUCGUGGAGCAGGAGGGAUCAACGUUCGAGUUUGCCCAAGUUGCAGAAGCUUUUUCUGACGCACUAUACUCCAUAUUCGGUCCUAUUCAAGAUAGACUGUCUGGAGAAAUUCGGUUUUGGUAUGAUGAAUUCAGGAUGCGAGACCAGCAUGCGAGAAUGGCUCCGGUAGAACUGGGAACUGUUGCACGCUAUGACCCGGCGGUAGACUUCUAUAAUCGCCUCAGAUCUUUAUCUAUACUACCGGAAGACGAUAUUCCGUCAUCGCCAAAUCAAGAACCCAGUUUUCUAACAAUACGAGAUCCUGUUCCCAUCGUUAACGCUCAAAUUGAUGGCGACACCCCACCCCAAGGACCGUCGACAUUUUUGCGUUCUACCACUACAUCCCCGUAUGGGCAUCAUGGGCGUGGUGUUGGUCCCUCCCACACAUCGGUUAGUCCUCCAAAUGCCGCAAAUAUUAGCGGUAUGGCUACGCCCCACUUCGGCAAUACUGUUGUGGGUGCUGAUGGGCAGGAACGCGAACACGCUCAAGAUACCCGUCGAGCAGCGACGCCUUUGCCCCAAAGAGAUAAUGACCCACGAGUACGUGGUAUACCCUCCACUGGCACUGGCACUGGGACCCCUCGUCGUCGGAUCCUCCGACAUACCACUCCCUCUUCCGUGCUUCAUGAUGUUGAUACGACUAUGACCAGUGGCACGCGUGGAGGAAGCAUAUCUGUUUUUCAACCAGCGCCCACACCCGCGCUUACUCCGCCUGGCGGAGUUUCAGUCGAGGUUGUUCAAUACGACGCCACUCUCUCUUUCCGACGACGUGUCGCCCCUGCUCCCGCGGAGGCUGGUAAUAGUAAUGGUCACAAUACUGGGAUCUCGAGUGUUCCUGGCGAAAGUCCUUUUGAUGUCAACCAUUCGAGCGGUGGUGGUGGCAUGGGAACCGGUGCGGUGAAUCUCGAUAGGGAUAUUCGUAACCCUGCAGCACAUGGUGGCGAGCCCGACAUUCACAUUCGAGUCAGACGAAAUCCGCUCACCCGGUAUUCUAACGUCAGCUGUGGGCGAGGGAGAAACCGUUGUUGUGGUCGUCGAGGUGGGGGCGGCGGCUAUUGUUCUUGCCAUUGCAACGAUGACGGCACCUCGAACGAAGAUGAAUCAGAUCCCCUUUCCCGACCUUACGUCCAUCGCGAACAUCAACCUGACCUGUUCCCCCCCGUUGUUGACUGUCUCCCUGACACGAUCUUUCCCACAAGCUCACCCGACCCUUCAACGUCACUCCCAUUUCCAGCAAAGAUCCACCCUAGUCUUCUUCAUAACCCGAUGGGUUACCUGAACCCUGUAGGCUUGCGAUGGAACAUUACGCAAUCACCCGAGUCGGCCUCGUUCCGCACCAAAUUCGGUAUGGUCAUACCUAUCGGAUUGAGCGAGGACGCGCUACUCGUGGAUGAAGGGAGGAACGUCAACGUCUUCAGGGGUACAUCCGAACACAAAAUCUGGGUCGAAGCCGAUUCACAGUACGCUGCCAACUCUGUCUUGCAGUGGUGGAUGAUGGAUCAGCGAUGGGGGCCCAUCAAGAUUGAGAAACAGACCACGAUCACUCUUCGUGAUGUCUUGUUGGCCAUACAGGAUUAUUUUGCUACCCCGUUGACGUUGGCGGAUUAUCAGACUGUCGUUGGGUCUCCGACGAAUACGGAAUAUAGUAAUUUAGAUAGGUUGGUUGCGGCGAGGAGGGAACGAGGGAGGAGGAAUGAUCUUAUGGAGGUGGUAAUGGCGGAGGAUGUUAGAUAUUUUGGGAAUUUUAGGAGGAGUGACGUCUUAGGGACAUAUUCGACAUUCCAUGGGAUGAGAACGGAGGUGCGAAGGGAUGGGACUUGGGUGAUGGUGAUGAGCUUGGGCCCCGAGGUACAGCGCUACUAUUGAAGACGGUCCCCUUAAAAUUAUCUUUUAUUUAUUUCAUAUGGUACCUUAUGAUUUUCACGAGAUUGCUUGUAUUCACUGCUAAUGUUAUCGUAUAUAUCAUUCAAAA